AAUUUUCCACAAAUCCAAAAUGGCGGAAUCAAACGGUGAGGAAGUUGUCGUGCCGCUCAAAAAACCGCACCUGGAGGUGUCUUUAGAAGAGAAAAAAGAAUCGGUUCAUAACGAUCUUCAAGACUUAUCAAAGUUUAAAAUUGAACGCGUGUUAAGUAGCAACGCUGGCCGCAAAUCUAUCACUUUAAAAGGCACGUUUGGCCACUCACCAGACAUUGGUAUUGUCGUCCUAGAAAAGACCGCGUUUGAAGAGAAGAAACUACGUGAGGAGGAUUAUCUUGGUACCUGUAGGUUGAAGCAAGAUUUCCACAACGAUAUCUAUGGAAACUAUCAGUGUUUUCCCAAAGCGGAAUUGAAUACUGUUAAAACAACCGUUAUUCAUCCAGCUACCGAGAAACAUAUCGAGCGAUAUGGAAUGCAAGUUAUACAUAUAAUUAACGAAACUCCUGCGAUUUAUAAAGAUAUUAUUGAGCCAGGUUUACAGGAUUCAACACAAUUUACAUUACAGUGGGUAUACAAUAUUUUGGAGCAUAAAUCAGAGGAGUCAAGAAUUGUUUAUGAAGAUUCAGAUCCCACUACAGGUUUUAUCUUAUUGCCAGACCUUAAAUGGGAUGGUAAAACUGUGGAAACUUUGUAUUUACUAGCUUUGCCACAUUUAAGGAAUAUUAAAUCUCUAAGGGAUUUAACUGGAGAGCAUUUACCACUUCUCAAACACAUUUAUAAUACUGGAACUAAAGUCAUUAGUGACAAGUUUGGUAUACCAGCAUCCCGCUUACGAGUUUAUCUACAUUAUCAACCGUCGUUUUACCAUCUACACGUCCACUUUGCAACACUUCAAUACGACGCUCCAGGGGUGUUCGCUGAAAAGUGUCAUUUAUUGGCUAAUGUAAUCAGUAAUAUUGAACUUGUGUCUGAUUACUACCAACGCGUGACGCUGCCAUUUGCUGUACGCGAAAACGAUUCACUCUUCAAGAAGUUGGAAGAUAAAGGUCACUUAAAAAAGAUCGUACAAGUUGAUAAAGAUGAUUGUAAAACGGGUUCAGAUUGAGACUCGACAACGUCUGCAAAGUGCAUACGUUUUUAUCCACUUGGAUGAUUCAAGCAUUGAUUCAAAACAAGUGGAUGUUAGUUUUAAUGAUGGAUAUUUGAUUGUAAAACACCCACAAGAUGAUUCACAUGCUGAAACUGAAACAUUUAACUUAAAUAGUUUACGUAUUAAAGAAGGAUCUCUUACUUCUAAACAAA
This is a messenger RNA of Dalotia coriaria, 1245 nucleotides long. RefSeq names its product Decapping enzyme, scavenger (gene Dcps). Gene Ontology annotation, biological process: deadenylation-dependent decapping of nuclear-transcribed mRNA. The coding region runs from base 20 to 1048 and encodes 342 amino acids. Gene Ontology annotation, molecular function: RNA 7-methylguanosine cap binding; hydrolase activity. NCBI's taxonomy places the organism in Eukaryota, Metazoa, Arthropoda, Insecta, Coleoptera, Staphylinidae. The transcript has 4 exons. The record is from RefSeq and is a predicted model, not a curated record. Gene Ontology annotation, cellular component: P-body; nucleus.